AUGUCCUUCCCACCACCUCCUCCCCCUGGAUGGGGUCCUCCGCCGCCGCCUCCUCCUCCUCCAUCAUCUUCGCUUCCUCCGCCGCCUGCUGCACCAGCUCCCCCGCCGCCGGGUUAUCGCCCCCCGACCGAUCCCCAGAUCGCCAAGUUCGCCCAAAAGAAGAAGGAAUGGCUCCGCAGCCAGCGCAAUCGGUUUGGCGAGAAGCGCAAGGGUGGGUUUGUUGAGACACAGAAGGCCGACAUGCCACCGGAGCAUCUGCGCAAGAUCGUCAAGGAUAUCGGCGAUGUGUCGCAAAAGAAAUACACAAGCGACAAGCGCAGCUACCUGGGUGCGUUGAAGUUCAUGCCCCAUGCUGUCAUGAAGCUUCUCGAAAACAUGCCCAUGCCAUGGGAGUCUGAUCGGAAGGUCAAGGUUCUCUACCACGUCAACGGUUGCUUGACGCUGGUCAACGAGAUUCCAAGAGUCAUUGAGCCCGUCUACUUUGCGCAGUGGGCGAUGAUGUGGACUUUUAUGAGGAAAGAAAAGGCAGACAGACGCCUUUUCAAGCGUAUGCGUUUUCCUCCUUUCGAUGACGAGGAGCCGCCUCUGUCAUGGUCCGAAAAUAUCGAAGACGUUGAGCCCCUAGAACCCAUCCAGAUGGAGCUCAACGAGGAGGAAGAUGCCGCUGUGUACGACUGGUUCUACGACCACAGGCCGCUCAUUGAUACUCCUCAUGUCAAUGGCGAGAGCUACCGUUCAUGGAACCUCAACCUCCAGCAGAUGGCUACCCUCUUCAGAUUGAGUCGGCCCCUCAUUUCUGAUGUGGUGGACAAGAACUAUUUCUAUCUCUUCGACCUAAAGAGUUUCCUCACCGGAAAGGCCCUGAACGUCGCCCUUCCUGGUGGACCUAGGUUCGAGCCUCUUUACAAGGACAUCGACCCGAACGACGAGGACUUCGGCGAGUUCAACGCUAUUGAUCGCAUCAUUUUCCGAAACCCCAUCCGGACCGAGUUCCGUGUGGCUUACCCCUAUCUCUACAACUCGCUUCCCCGGAGUGUUCACCUUGCAUGGCAUUCGCAUCCUCAAGCCGUGUUCGAGAGAUCAGACAACCCCGACCUUCCCGCAUUCCAUUUCGAUAGGAGGAUUCACCCCAUCUCUUCACGGGCGGUAGCGCCAAAGAAUCUGACCGUUAGCCACGAGGACGAGCUGUUCGGCCCUGGCAACAAUGAAGAGCCAGAGGAUGAAGCGUUCGAGCUUCCUGCCGAAUUCGAGCCCUUCCUUGCAGAUGAGGACCUAACCAACGAGGACACCGCAUCAGCCAUUGAGUUGUGGUGGGCUCCGUUCCCAUUCAACCGGCGAUCAGGUCGCAUGGUGCGAGCGCAGGAUGUUCCUCUCAUCAAGCAGUGGUAUCUUGAGCACCCUCCUUCGGACAAGCCUCCAGUCAAGGUCCGCGUCUCUUACCAGAAGCUGCUUAAGAACUAUGUCUUGAACGAGCUUCACAAGAAGAAGCCCAAGUCGCAGCAAAACCAGAACUUGAUGCGUAACCUAAAGCAGACGAAGUUCUUCCAACAAACUGAGAUCGACUGGGUUGAAGCAGGUCUUCAGGUUUGCCGGCAAGGAUUCAACAUGCUCAACCUUCUCAUCCACCGCAAGAACCUUACUUAUCUUCAUCUCGACUACAACUUCAACCUGAAGCCCGUCAAGACCUUGACCACCAAGGAGCGAAAGAAGUCUCGUUUCGGAAACGCAUUCCACCUCAUGCGUGAAAUCCUGCGCCUGACAAAGUUGAUUGUGGAUGCCCAAGUUCAAUAUCGACUUGGCAACAUCGACGCCUUCCAACUUGCUGACGGUAUCCUGUACGCCUUCAACCAUGUCGGACAGCUUACCGGUAUGUACCGUUACAAGUACAAGCUCAUGCAUCAAAUUCGUUCCUGCAAGGAUUUGAAGCACUUGAUCUACUACCGCUUCAACUCGGCGCCUGUUGGCAAGGGUCCUGGCUGCGGUUUCUGGGCUCCCGCGUGGCGAGUCUGGCUUUUCUUCAUGAGAGGCAUCAUCCCCCUGCUCGAGAGAUGGCUUGGUAACCUACUGUCCCGUCAAUUCGAGGGUCGCCACAGCAAGGGUGUUGCGAAGACCGUCACCAAGCAGCGCGUGGAGUCGCAUUUUGAUCUCGAACUACGUGCGUCCGUCAUGGCUGACUUGAUGGAUAUGAUGCCCGAAGGUAUCAAACAAAAUAAGGUUAACACCGUGCUUCAGCACCUGUCCGAGGCGUGGAGAUGCUGGAAGAGUAACAUCCCCUGGAAGGUGCCUGGUCUGCCCGCACCAAUCGAGAACAUCAUUCUGCGUUAUGUCAAGGCUAAGGCUGACUGGUGGAUCUCGGUGGCUCACUACAACCGUGAGCGUAUCCGCCGCGGUGCUACUGUUGACAAGACGGUCGCGAAGAAGAACGUUGGUCGUUUGACUCGACUCUGGCUGAAGGCCGAGCAAGAGAGACAGCACAACCACAUGAAGGAUGGCCCUUACGUUUCCUCCGAGGAGGCCGUGGCGAUUUACACGACCACAGUCCAUUGGCUGGAGUCUCGCAAAUUCUCUCCUAUUCCUUUCCCCUCCGUGUCUUACAAACACGACACCAAGAUCCUUAUUCUUGCAUUGGAGCGUUUGCGAGAGGCAUACUCAGUCAAGGGCCGUCUCAACCAGAGCCAGCGUGAAGAGCUAGCUUUAAUCGAACAGGCUUAUGACAGCCCUGGUACUACGUUGGAGCGAAUCAAGCGCUUCUUGCUCACGCAGCGCGCAUUCAAAGAAGUCGGUAUCGACAUGAACGAUAACUACAGCACCAUCAACCCUGUAUACGAUAUUGAGCCGAUUGAGAAGAUUAGCGAUGCCUACCUCGAUCAGUACCUGUGGUACCAAGCCGACCAGCGUCACCUUUUUCCCGCGUGGAUCAAGCCUUCAGACUCUGAGGUCCCACCACUUUUGACAUACAAGUGGGCACAAGGAAUCAAUAACCUCGACAAGGUCUGGGAGACCGAGAACGGAGAGUGUAACGUCAUGAUUGAGACGGAACUGUCCAAGGUCUACGAGAAGAUAGAGUUGACCCUCCUCAACUCACUUCUUCGAUUGAUCAUGGACCACAACCUCGCGGAUUACAUCACUGCCAAGAACAACGUGCAGUUGACAUACAAAGACAUGAACCACGUCAACAGCUACGGUAUGAUUCGUGGCUUGCAGUUCUCGGCAUUCGUCUUCCAAUACUAUGGCCUUGUCCUCGAUCUUCUUCUCCUCGGCCCUCAGCGAGCCAGCGAGAUUGCAGGCCCCCCUCAAAGCCCCAACGAUUUCCUCCAGUUCCGAGACAAGGAGACCGAGACUAGGCAUCCUAUUCGUCUGUACACUCGUUACAUUGACAAGAUCUGGGUCUUCCUGCGCUUCACUGCGGACGAGUCGCGAGAUCUCAUUCAACGAUUCCUUACGGAGCAGCCUGAUCCUAACUUUGAGAAUGUCAUCGGAUACAAGAGCAAGAAGUGCUGGCCGCGUGACUCUCGCAUGCGUCUCAUGAGACACGACGUCAACCUGGGCAGAGCAGUCUUCUGGGAUCUCAAGAACAGAUUGCCCCGUUCCGUUACAACCAUCGAAUGGGAUGACAGCUUUGCCAGCGUCUACAGCCGCGACAACCCCAACCUGCUGUUCUCUAUGUGCGGCUUUGAAGUCCGCAUUCUGCCCAAGUGCCGAAACCAGAACGACGACUUCUCAGUGAAGGACAGUGUCUGGUCUUUGGUAGAUAACACCACUAAGGAAAGGACGGCUCACGCAUUCCUUCAAGUGACAGAGGAGGACAUCCAAAAGUUCAACAACCGCAUUCGCCAGAUCCUCAUGUCGUCCGGAUCUACCACAUUCACCAAGAUCGCCAACAAAUGGAACACUGCUCUGAUUGCGCUCUUUACAUACUACCGCGAGGCGGCAGUGUCGACCGUCAGCUUGCUUGACACCAUUGUCAAGUGUGAGACGAAAAUCCAGACGAGAGUCAAGAUCGGAUUGAACUCCAAGAUGCCGUCUCGUUUCCCUCCGGCCGUGUUUUACACUCCUAAGGAAUUGGGAGGUCUGGGCAUGAUUUCCGGUUCUCACAUCUUGAUCCCCGCCAGUGACAAGCGGUGGUCGAAGCAGACAGACACCGGUGUUACCCACUACCGCGCCGGUAUGACGCACGACGAGGAGACACUCAUCCCCAACAUCUUCCGUUACAUCAUCCCUUGGGAGGCUGAGUUCAUUGACUCUCAGCGAGUCUGGACAGAGUACUCUCAGAAGCGUAUGGAAGCGAACCAGCAAAACCGUCGUCUGACUCUGGAGGACCUGGAGGACAGUUGGGAUCGCGGUCUCCCUCGUAUCAACACCCUCUUCCAGAAGGACAGGAGUACCCUGAGUUUCGACAAGGGUUUCCGUGCUCGCGCUGAAUUCAAGAUCUAUCAGCUCAUGAAGAACAAUCCAUUCUGGUGGACUAGCCAGAGACACGACGGAAAACUCUGGAAUCUGAAUGCGUACCGUACCGAUGUCAUCCAGGCGCUGGGUGGUGUCGAAACCAUCCUUGAGCACACCUUGUUCAAGGCAACCGGAUUCCCGUCCUGGGAAGGCCUGUUCUGGGAAAAGGCCUCAGGAUUCGAAGAAUCCAUGAAGUUCAAGAAAUUGACCAACGCCCAACGAUCCGGUCUUAACCAGAUUCCGAACCGUCGCUUCACUCUUUGGUGGUCACCUACGAUCAACAGAGCCAACGUUUACGUCGGUUUCCAGGUCCAGCUGGAUCUUACUGGUAUCUUCUUGCACGGCAAGAUCCCUACGCUGAAGAUUUCGCUCAUCCAGAUCUUCCGUGCCCAUUUGUGGCAAAAGAUACACGAGUCCGUGGUCAUGGACUUGUGUCAGGUCUUUGACCAGGAGCUUGAGUCUCUGGGCAUCGAGACGGUUCAGAAAGAGACGAUCCAUCCCAGAAAGUCUUACAAGAUGAACAGUUCUUGUGCCGACAUCCUGCUCUUCGCCAGCCACAAAUGGAACGUCACUCGACCAUCGUUGCUGUUCGACACCAAGGACGUCAUCGAGCCUACCACGACAAACAAGUUCUGGAUCGAUGUUCAGUUGAGAUACGGUGAUUAUGACUCUCACGACAUCGAGAGAUACACCCGUGCGAAGUACCUUGACUACACCACCGACAGUGCCAGUAUCUACCCCUCAGCAACUGGUCUCAUGAUCGGUAUCGAUUUGGCUUACAACCUGUACUCCGCGUACGGCAUGUACUUCCCUGGUCUGAAGGUUCUCGUCCAGCAGGCCAUGGCCAAGAUCAUGAAGGCCAACCCUGCGUUGUACGUCUUGAGAGAGCGUAUCCGCAAGGGUCUGCAGCUUUACGCCUCUGAGAGCAACCAGGAGUUCCUGAACUCUCAGAACUAUUCUGAGCUCUUUAGCAAUCAGACGCAGCUGUUCAUUGACGACACCAACGUCUACCGUGUGACCAUCCACAAGACCUUUGAGGGUAACCUGACUACCAAGCCCAUCAACGGUGCUAUCUUCAUCUUCAACCCCAGGACAGGUCAAUUGUUCCUGAAGAUCAUUCACACUAGUGUCUGGGCCGGUCAGAAGCGUCUUGGACAGUUGGCGAAAUGGAAGACGGCCGAAGAAGUGGCGGCACUCAUUCGGUCUCUGCCCGUGGAAGAACAGCCGAAGCAGCUCAUCGUGACUCGCAAGGGUCUGUUGGAUCCUUUGGAAGUCCAUCUGCUUGACUUUCCCAACAUCUCUAUCAGAGCCUCUGAGCUGCAGCUGCCUUUCCAGGCUGCCAUGAAGGUUGAGAAGCUCGGUGACAUGAUUCUGCGUGCCACUGAGCCACAGAUGGUGCUCUUCAACCUGUACGAUGAGUGGCUGAAGAGCAUCUCGUCGUACACGGCCUUCUCGCGUCUGAUCCUGAUUCUGCGUGCCCUGCACGUCAACCCAGACAAGACGAAGCUUAUCCUUCGCCCGGACAAGACGGUCAUCACCCAGGACCACCACAUUUGGCCAACAUUGUCUGACGAGGACUGGAUCAAGGUUGAAACGCAACUACGUGACCUCAUUCUCAACGACUACGGCAAGAAGAACAACGUCAACGUAUCCAGUCUGACGAGCAGUGAAGUUCGGGACAUCAUCCUGGGUAUGGAGAUCUCUGCACCUUCCAUGCAGCGCCAGCAGGCGGCGGAGAUCGAGAAGCAACAGCAAGAGCAGCAACAGUUGACGGCAGUCACGACCAAGACGCAGAACGUGCACGGAGAGGAGAUCAUUGUCACGACGACGUCGCAGUUUGAGCAGCAGACGUUCGCGUCCAAGACAGAAUGGCGCACCCGUGCCAUUGCCACGUCGAACCUGCGCACCAAGGCCAACAACAUUUACGUCUCCUCCGUUGACAACGACCUUGACGACGUCACCUACGUCAUGCCCAACAACAUCCUCAAGCGGUUCAUCACCAUCUCGGACCUACGCGUCCAAGUCGCCGGCUACCUUUACGGCUCCUCGGCGCCGGACAACGACCAGGUCAAGGAGAUCAAGUGCAUUGUCAUGAUCCCGCAGAUCGGCGGCUUGCGCAACGUGCAGCUGCCGCAGCAGCUCCCGCAGCACGAGUUUCUCGAGGGCAUGGAGCCACUUGGUGUCAUCCACACCGCCUCGGGCUCGGAGCUGCCGUACAUGUCGGCCGCUGAUGUGACGGAGCAUGCGCGGCUCCUCGACGCGCACCAAGAAUGGGACAAGCACAACACCGUUACCGUCAACGUCGCCUUCACGCCUGGCAGCGUCUCCCUGUCGGCCUGGGGUCUGACGCCGCAGGGCUACAAGUGGGGCGCCGAGAACAAGGACACGCAGAGCGACCAACCGCAGGGUUUCACAACGUCCAUGGGCGAGAAGCGCAAGCUGCUGCUCAGCCCGCGGUUCCGUGGCUUCUUCCUCGUGCCUGAGAACAACAUGUGGAACUACAGCUUCAUGGGCUCGGCCUUCGCCGGCAUGGAGAAGAAGUCCAUACACGUGAAGCUCGACACCCCGCUGCCCUUCUACAGCGACCAGCACCGUCCGGUGCACUUCCACAGCUUCGCCGAGCUCGAGGACAUUUGGGUCGAUCGCACCGACAACUUUGCCUAA
Colletotrichum spaethianum is the source of this 7110-nucleotide messenger RNA. Its product is annotated as pre-mRNA-processing-splicing factor 8. Gene Ontology annotation, molecular function: U5 snRNA binding; protein binding; pre-mRNA intronic binding. Bases 1 to 7110 code for a protein of 2369 amino acids. Gene Ontology annotation, biological process: mRNA splicing, via spliceosome; spliceosomal tri-snRNP complex assembly. Gene Ontology annotation, cellular component: catalytic step 2 spliceosome; U5 snRNP. The transcript is spliced from 2 exons. The record is from RefSeq and is a predicted model, not a curated record. Lineage: Eukaryota; Fungi; Ascomycota; Sordariomycetes; Glomerellales; Glomerellaceae.